Messenger RNA from Elgaria multicarinata webbii, 3705 nucleotides. RefSeq names its product cadherin 11 (gene CDH11). The record is from RefSeq and is a predicted model, not a curated record. Gene Ontology annotation, cellular component: adherens junction; catenin complex; plasma membrane. The transcript has 13 exons. Bases 487 to 2865 code for a protein of 792 amino acids. Gene Ontology annotation, biological process: homophilic cell-cell adhesion; cell-cell adhesion mediated by cadherin; adherens junction organization. Lineage: Eukaryota; Metazoa; Chordata; Lepidosauria; Squamata; Anguidae. Gene Ontology annotation, molecular function: calcium ion binding; cadherin binding.
UCGCGCUCCCUCCUGUUUCUAAUUCCUUCCACUAGCUCGAAGCCUCAUUCAGCUGCCGCUGCCAGCAGAGUGGAAUAGGCUGGAGGGAUGCUGCUGCUGCUGCGCCUCUAGUUGUGAAUGGGACUUGCCUGCUCGCCUUCCUCCAGAGGUGACCCGAGGAGAAGCAAGCGGCCGGACGCCCAGAAAAGGGUUGGAGAUGGGCUACACAGCAGCAUAGAAUUAACAACUUCACUGGUACUGCUGACUUGCUCAAAUGGGUGGAAUAUGCUUCUACAAUUGGCGACAGGUUUCCAAUGGGUGAAGGAAAUAAUUUGGGAGUCUAUACAGAAUUAAAGUGAUGCACUUAAGGAGCAGCAACGUCUUGGUUACGGAAAGCUACACCUGAAAUUUCCACAGGAUUAUACUAUUCCUUUUUACUAUUGUGGUGGCCCUGUGAGAAGAAGGGAUAGAUUUGGGGAUACUCUGGUGCCUACAUAUUAACCAAAAAUGAAGGUGGAAAACUGUUUACAUGCUGCCCUUAUCUGCCUGGGAAUGCUAUGCUACAGUCUUGCUAUGGUGGUGGAAAAACUGAACCAACCACAGCCAUCACUCCAUGGUCACCAUGAAAAAGGAAAGGAAGGGCAAGUUCUCCACCGUUCAAAAAGAGGAUGGGUGUGGAACCAGUUCUUUGUAAUAGAGGAAUAUACGGGACCAGAUCCUGUGCUGGUGGGCAGGCUUCAUUCCGAUAUCGAUUCUGGUGAUGGGAAAAUCAAAUACAUUCUCUCAGGUGAAGGAGCGGGCAUCAUUUUCGUUAUCGAUGACAAAUCAGGGAACAUCCAUGCAACGAAGACACUGGAUCGGGAAGAAAGAGCUCAGUACACAUUAACAGCACAAGCUGUAGACAGGAUUACCAACCGACCCCUGGAGCCGCCCUCCGAAUUCAUUGUGAAAGUUCAAGAUAUCAAUGACAACCCUCCGGAAUUCUUACAAGAAAAUUAUCAUGCCAAUGUACCAGAGAGGUCCAAUGUAGGUACAUCUGUUAUGCAAGUGACGGCCUCAGAUGCCGAUGACCCUACUUAUGGAAAUAGUGCCAAACUAGUUUACAGCAUUCUUGAAGGUCAGCCGUACUUCUCUGUGGAAGCACAAACAGGUAUUAUUAGAACUGCUCUUCCCAACAUGGACCGAGAAGCAAAAGAAGAAUAUCACGUUGUCAUACAAGCGAAGGACAUGGGAGGACACAUGGGAGGACUCUCAGGGACAACCAAAGUGACCAUUACACUUACUGAUGUCAACGACAACCCACCAAAGUUCCCGCAGAGUGUUUACCAGAUGCCAAUAUCAGAAGCAGCCAUCCCGGGAGAGGAAGCUGGAAGAGUGAAGGCCAAAGAUCCAGAUAUUGGAGAAAAUGGCUUGGUAACUUACAACAUUAUCGACGGAGACGGUAUAGAGAUGUUUGAAAUUACAACAGAUUAUGAGACUCAGGAAGGGGUUGUGAAGCUUAAGAAGCAUGUGGAUUAUGAAACCAAAAGGACCUACAGUCUGAAAGUAGAGGCAGCCAAUAUACAUAUUGACCCAAAGUUCAUCAGCAAUGGACCAUUCAAGGAUACCGUAACUGUGAAAAUUAACGUGGAGGAUGCUGAUGAGCCACCAAUAUUUUUAGAGCCAACGUAUAUUUUUAGAGUGGAAGAGAACGCAGGCCCUGGAGCUUCAGUUGGGAGGGUCCGUGCCAAAGACCCGGAUGCUAAAAACAGUCCCAUAAAAUAUUCAAUUGAUCGUCACACUGACCUCGACAGAUAUUUCAGCAUCAGCCCAGAAGAUGGUUCAAUUGUGACCACAAAAAGACUGGAUAGGGAAGAAAUGGCCUGGCAUAAUAUCUCAGUGUUAGCAUCUGAAGCCCAUAACCGGCACCAGGAAGCCAAAGUUCCAGUUGCGAUCAAGGUUCUCGAUGUAAAUGACAAUGCUCCAAAAUUCCCAACUCCUUACGAAACAUUAAUUUGUGAAAAAACGCAGACCAGUGAGCCAUUAAUUACAAUUACUGCGGAGGACAAGGAUGAUACAGCCAAUGGACCAAAAUUUAUCUUCGGUUUGCCACCAGAAAUGAUCCAGAAGCCGAAUUUUACUGUCCAUGACAACCGAGAUAACACAGCAGGAGUUUACGCGAGACGCACAACCUUCAAUCGACAGGUGCAAGACAUAUACGUCCUGCCUAUUGUGAUAAGUGACGGUGGGAGCCCUUCACAGAGUAGCACCAACAUGCUCACCAUUCGGAUUUGUGGCUGUGACAGAAAAGGUGCCGUGAUCUCCUGCAACCCAGAAGCCUACACCCUGAAUGCCGGACUAAGCACUGGAGCUUUAAUCGCAAUCCUUGCUUGCAUUGUGAUUUUAUUAGUGAUCGUAGUGUUAUUUGUAACACUAAAGCGUCAAAAGAAAGAGCCUCUCAUUGUUUUUGAAGAAGAAGAUGUACGGGAGAAUAUUAUUACUUACGAUGACGAAGGUGGUGGGGAAGAAGACACAGAAGCUUUUGACAUUGCUACUUUGCAAAACCCGGAUGGCAUCAAUGGAUUUAUUCCUCGCAAAGACAUAAAGCCGGAAUACCAAUACAUGCCACGUCCAGGGCUUCGGCCAGCUCCAAACAGUGUUGACGUUGAUGACUUUAUCAACACAAGAAUACAAGAAGCAGAUAAUGACCCAACGGCUCCUCCAUAUGACUCCAUCCAGAUCUAUGGCUAUGAAGGAAGAGGCUCAGUGGCUGGUUCACUUAGCUCAUUAGAGUCAGCAACGACAGAUUCUGAUUUGGACUAUGACUAUCUACAAAAUUGGGGACCUCGUUUUAAGAAACUAGCAGACUUAUAUGGCUCCAAAGACACUUUUGAAGAUGAUUCUUAACAAUAAAGUUACAAAUUUGGCCUUAAGAACUGUGUCUAACAUUCUGAAGAAAAAAGAAAAAAAAUCAGAGGAAAUGUAAGCAGGUAUUUUUUAAAAUAAAACAAGGGAAGGCUCAUAUAAAGCAUUUAGGUUUGGUGGGGAGGGCAAGUCCUUUAAUUAAAAAUGGACAGGAAAAGUGGUAAAUACUGUGAAGUUCCUUUUCAUGCAAAAGGCAAAGAUAGGAGUUGGUUAUCAACUUCGCUAGAACGGGGAGGGAUGACCACUUGUGAAAUGCAAAAUAUUUAAAUGAAGGGAAAUUCUAGAAGUCAUCCUAGGAUUGAGGGCAAAUCUUUUUAUGUAUUAUGAACAGCUAAGUCUUUCAUGUCAAAGAAGCUUCCACAAAUUAGAAAGGAUAACAGUUCUGAGCUGUAAUUUCGCCUUAAACUAUGGACACUCCCUACGUAGUGCAUUUUUUAAACUUGAAAUAUAUAAUAUUCAGCCAGCUUAAACACAUAUGAUGUAUGUACAGGACAAUGUACAAUUAUAAUGUCUCUUGAGCAUCCAACUUGUUUCUGCUGACUCUUGUAAAUCUUUUUGCUUAUACUUUCAUCUUAAUCUAAUACGUGCCAGAUAUAAAACUCUGUCUUGUCGCAGUGGGAGGCGCCCUAUUUCUAUGUCAUUUUUAAAUGUAUCUAUUUGUACAAUUUUAAAGUUCUUAUUUUUAGUAUACAUACAAAUAUCAGUAUUCUGACAUGUAAGAAAUGUUACAUCACACUUAUAUUUUAUGAACAUUGUACUGUUGCUUUAAUAUGUGCUUCAAUAUAUGAAGCAGACUUUGAAAUAAAAGGAUUCUUUUUUUAA